Eurypyga helias (sunbittern) is the source of this 1757-nucleotide messenger RNA. It is a transcript of the gene PTPN1, whose product is annotated as protein tyrosine phosphatase, non-receptor type 1. Bases 160 to 1248 code for a protein of 362 amino acids. Gene Ontology annotation, biological process: protein dephosphorylation. Gene Ontology annotation, molecular function: protein tyrosine phosphatase activity. NCBI's taxonomy places the organism in Eukaryota, Metazoa, Chordata, Aves, Eurypygiformes, Eurypygidae. The record is from RefSeq and is a predicted model, not a curated record. The transcript is spliced from 8 exons.
CAGGACAUCAGGCAUGAAGCCAGUGAUUUUCCAUGCAAAGUGGCCAAACAUCCCAGAAACAAAAACAGAAAUAGGUACAGAGAUGUCAGCCCCUUUGAUCACAGUCGAAUUAAGCUAAACCAAGGUGACAAUGACUAUAUCAAUGCUAGUUUGAUAAAAAUGGAAGAGGCCCAAAGGAGCUACAUCCUUACCCAGGGACCUUUGCCAAAUACCUGUGGUCACUUCUGGGAGAUGGUUUGGGAACAGAAAAGCCGUGGUGUUGUCAUGUUGAACAGAGUGAUGGAAAAGGGAUCCGUAAAGUGUGCACAGUACUGGCCACGGAAGGAGGAGAAAGAAAUGUUUUUUGAAGAUACAAACUUGAAACUAACACUGAUAUCUGAAGAUAUAAAGUCAUACUACACAGUACGACAGCUAGAGUUGGAAAACCUUACCACACAGGAAACUAGAGAGAUUCUGCACUUUCAUUAUACUACGUGGCCGGACUUUGGCGUCCCGGAGUCACCUGCCUCGUUCCUCAAUUUCCUGUUCAAAGUGAGAGAGUCUGGCUCACUUAACCCGGAGCACGGACCCGUCGUGGUGCACUGCAGUGCGGGAAUUGGGCGGUCAGGAACUUUUUGUUUGGUUGACACGUGUCUCCUGCUGAUGGACAAACGGAAAGAUCCUUCUUCUGUGGAUGUUAAACAAGUUCUCCUAGAAAUGAGGAAGUACAGAAUGGGACUUAUACAGACGGCAGAUCAGCUGCGUUUCUCCUACUUAGCUGUCGUUGAAGGGGCAAAAUUCAUUAUGGGAGAUGCCUCAGUGCAGGAACAGUGGAAAGAGCUCUCCAACGAAGACCUGGACCCGCCGCCUGAGCACACCCCCCCACCUCCCAGACCGCCAAAGCGAACCUCAGAAAUGCACAACGGAAAGAUGCAUGAGCACGCAGAGUUCUUUCCUAAACACCAGGUGGUAGAGGAAGAGAUCAGAUGUUCGGUCAGCACUGCGGAGGAGGCGAUUCCAGAUGGCAGAGCCCAUUCAUCUCUCCCGCUGAUGACAGACAGCGCUAGUCAAGACACUGAAAUCCGGAGGAGAACCGUCGGUGAAAAUCCACGCCUCUCGCCGCACAAAGAGGAGCCGGUGAAGUCGGAGAACUCGGAAGAGGAUGAGGAGAACGUGAUGACAACCUGGAAGCCAUUUCUGGUGAACGUGUGCAUGUUCACGUUCCUGACGGCAGGAGCUUAUCUCUGUUACAGGGUGUGUUUCCACUGACCCACGUGCCAGCAAGCUCGACCCUGCAGCCAACGCCAGCGCCGCGGUGGGUUUGUAGGGGAGGCAGCUGGUGGUGGCACGGGAGCCCUGCCUCAGGGGAGGCAGGUCUUAGGUUGAAAGGCCAGAACUCUGGUUAGGGCUUACCGAGAGAAUUGAUGCACUAGGGUUUUAUCGAGCCCUGUGGUCCCAAGAACAUAAUAUUCUAAUCUCAGGGCCUUAAAAUAUUCAGGAGUAAGCAGAGAAAAUGCCAAAUAGUCUGUUUUCCUUUUUCUCUCUUUUUUUUUUUUUUAUUUUUAAACUAAAUAAUGGAAUUACAACACAUUGUUGUUUUUAGCCUUUUUUAAAAAGCCAGUUCUUUUUUUCUUUUGUUUUUCAGAAAAACUAGGGACAAGUGAAACUUGCUUGUACUCUCCAAGUGUUGUAACCAAAUACAUGACUUACAUCGAUGAGUUUCCAAAAAAAGCAAAAGAAACCCACGUACCUGGAGAAUGUAGAUGUCUGGGAGGGGG